Olea europaea var. sylvestris is the source of this 591-nucleotide messenger RNA. RefSeq lists its product as uncharacterized. The coding region runs from base 1 to 591 and encodes 196 amino acids. The record is from RefSeq and is a predicted model, not a curated record. Lineage: Eukaryota; Viridiplantae; Streptophyta; Magnoliopsida; Lamiales; Oleaceae. The transcript has a single exon.
AUGAUAAUUACAGGGGAUGAUACAGAAGAACUAUCUCAACUUCAAAAGCGAUUACCAACUGAAUUCGAGAUGAAGAACUUGGGAGGACUAAAAUAUCUCCUGGGAAUAGAGGUAGCCGGGUCUAAACAUGGCAUAUUCCGCUCACAAAGGAAAUGUACUCUAGAUUUGUUAUCGGAAGUAGGAAUGCUAGAAUGUAAGCCUGCGGACACUCCAAUGAUGCAAAACCACAAACUGGGCGAAUAUCUGGACCAAAUACCAAUGGAUAAGAGGAGAUAUCAAAGAUUAGUUGGCAAGCUAAUUUAUCUCUCUCAUACUCGACCUGACAUUGCUUAUGCUAUAAGUGUAGUCAGUCAGUUUAUGCACUGCCUAAGCGAGGAUCACAUGGAUGCUGUAAUUCGCAUAUUACGAUACUUGAAGGGUUCCUCUGGGAAGGGGAUCAUAUUUUCAAAAAACCAUCACUUGAGGAUUGACGGUUAUACGGAUGCAGAUUGGGCAGGAAAUAUCUCAGAUAGGAGGUCUACUUCGGGGUAUUUCACAUUUGUUGCUGGAAAUCUAGUUACAUGGAGGAGUGAAAAAACAAAAAAGUGGUAG